AUGGCCGGCGGUUGUGAAAUGGCGUUCGCGGCCGGAGUUGACCGUGGCGCGGCGGCGGCGGCGUGCGCAGGGGAGCCCGACCCGGAGGAGAGCGGCGUGGUGGUGCUGAGCUUCGCGCGUUACUGCCGCUUCCGCGGCAUCAUGAAGCGGCUGGAGGGCGUGUCCAACAAGUGGCUGCACAACGCGCUGGUGCUGGCGCUGGGUGGCUUCGCGGCGCCCUGCCGCAACACGCGCGUGCUCUUCUGCAAGGACACCUUCGACUACCCGGACCUCGAGGGCCACGAGCAGCUGUGCAACCACCUCGAAAACUAA
Molecule: messenger RNA, 312 nt
Organism: Gryllus bimaculatus (two-spotted cricket)
Lineage: Eukaryota; Metazoa; Arthropoda; Insecta; Orthoptera; Gryllidae
Source: the annotation of a GenBank genome assembly